AGGUGACUUGAAAUAUUUUAAAACAUUCUUUACUUCCAAUGACCAAUGAUCAAUUUAACCAACCUAUUUCCGAAAUAGUUUUACGGUUCGAAAUCGAAUUAUCGUCUUUGUUCAGUAGCGAUAUUCUUGAGAGGCUCAAAAGAAUUGCGAAUUGAAAUUUCAAGCAAGGCUUGAAAAUUUUCAUGAGAUGAACUCAAGUUGUUGCAUGCUUCAACGCCCGACAGCAGCAGCCAGCAUUACAUAUAAUACAACUAAUUACAAACAAUACAACUAAUUACAAAUAAUACAACAACAUUACAAAUAAGUAAAUAAUUUCUAAAGAGUCGGAAGCAGGAUGAGGGUCUGCACUCUGAUACAAGUGUGGGUCUUGGGCGCCUCUUGUCAAGCUUUCCAUCUCCUCUCAUCUGACACUUCGAGACACGACUCUUUGGGUUCAUCCGAAUCCAGUUUUUUCUCGCCUUUAGGACGGGAAGAUCGGCCAUCGAACUUCCGCUUAUCGCGGAGUCCUGCUCAAAACGACGAGACCUUCACUUCAAGCUUGCAAACUUCUGAACCUGUUGUGCGGCAGCGGCGCGACGGCGUCGACCGAGUUCUGUCCAUCUUUGGGGGCGCCCUGCCAUAUCGGUCAUCCCGGAGCCAUCAUCAUCGACCGCAGCAAUGGCGUCCAGUGAGACCUCAUUUGGGCUCUGUGAAGCACCGUGGACCUCCUCCUCCUCGUCAUCACCACUCACAUCAUCCCCCGCAUCAUAAACACUUUCGAGGAGCACUAAAGCACCAUGGUCCACCGAAGCACAAUGGCCCUAUACACUUCAAGAAUCUAAGUCCCCCAAAACAUUUCCAUCAACAUGACAACCAUGGAGAACACCACCACUUUGAAGAGCAUCACGGUGGUGUCGUUCACCACAACGGCGGAGACGAGUAUCACGAUGAUGACAUCCACCACGGAAGCGGCAUUCAUCACGACAGUGGAAUCAACAUUCAUGAUUCCCAUAAGCACCACGGUAGUCCUGAGUAUCAUCAUUACGACGACCAUAGCUUGAACGACAUUCAUGACGGAGUUCAGCCUGACUACAUCGUCGAGUUGAACGCCAACGACCACGAUCAUAACUUUAGACCGUCAUUAGUGGACCCUCAUAAACCACAAUCAUUCAAGCCCCUUGAAUACCAUCAUUCUCAUGAAAAUUCCCAUGAUUUAUUGCAUGACCAUGGUCACCUUAGCGGUAUUGCAGAACAUAGCAUCUAUAGAGGCGACGUGCCAUUCAAAGUCGUCACUAACGAUAAGGAUCAUAUUCAUGACGGCCUUGACCCAGGAGGAGUGAAGGGACUAGAUCCUGAACUUAUCUCAUUUAUUAGCGAAAAAACACGGCCGUACGUCAUGGGUAUAUUGUAAAGACGCAGCAAGCAAAACAAAUGACUUAGUUUCAUAUUUUCAGCCAUUCAUCGUUGCCUUACAGGCUGCAUAUUGUGGUCAAACAGUACCAAAUGAGAGUAAUAAAUCUCCAAAUAAUUGGUUUCACAAGUGAAUCAAAUGACGUUACUUUCAAGGUCUCGAGUUGUCCUAAAAUUAUGCGUCUAAACUCUAAAGCAUAUCACAGGAGACCAUUGCUACUAAUGACUGGGAUUUGCAUCCAGCCUAUAGGGUUUCUUACGUGCAAAUUUUUAACCAAUUCAGGAGUAAGACUCCCACAUAAAUUUGAAUAGGCGAAAUACUAUAGUUUUUUAAUAUUUACGCAACGAGGCGUAUCGUAUAAGAAACCCCGGGGACCGCCAGAAUCAUGUAAAUGGAUAACAUAUAUGUUACAAUGCUAAUAUAAUCAGGGCGAGUGGUGAUUCCAUAAGUAAACUACGAAUCCCUAAAAAAUUUGAUCGAAGCAAGUUGUCAGCUAUGGUGCGAGUAAUAUUUUGACCGGCACCUGUGAGAAACUCAUGCGUAAUGUUGAACGUAGACAUGUGCGGCAGUCCAAUGCAAGUAGUGUGGUUGUGAAGUGCUCUGAAAUAUAUAACUCAUCAUCUCUGCUUGAUUAAAAAACAUUCUUUGUUUAUUGUUGAAACGAAACUUGCAACUCCUAGCUCGCAACUCGCAAGAUGAAACGAGCAUAGGUAGCAGGAUAAAUGUCAUGAUUGUGAAGUUCGUGACGCUUCCCAGGUUUUUUUAAACUAUCGAACUAUUGUUAAGAAGGCGGUUUACUGUCAGCAUUUGAUUCCUUUUCUAUCGCAUAGUCUUGAGCUAAGUUUCCCAUAUUUAUGUGUUCUGAAACCUUUCCCUACCAUGGUACGGUGCAAGGAGCUGAGAGUCUUUCGAUCACCAACACGGAUUUCAUGUUAUCAUACGUAAGAGGUUUUAGCAACUAUAACACAAAAUCAUUUUGCGUUUCACAUAGAAAAAAUAUAUAGUAAAGAAUUCUGUUUCUGUAUUCCAACUAAAAAAAUUGAAUGGAAACGCGAUACCGCAAAAAAAUACGAACGGAACUCAAAAUGAUCCGGUGCUAUUAACUAGGUUCGCGAAUCGAUCUAAUUUCAUCUAUCAGAUGAAAAAAUGCACUGUCUAUCCAAUUAAAACAAAUUCUCUCCCUAUUUUUAUCAAAGUAUUGAGGAUAAUCUAGUCGAAUUGAGAGCACUACAUAAAAUCCGCAUAUGUUUCGAGCUAUUAUAUAUUGUCACGAUCUGCUUUCUACGAAUCAGGACGAUUAAAUGCCACACUUCCUUUCCGAGGGCUAAAAUUACUAUCACCGACGAGUUAACCAAGGUUGACCUUAAGCUGUAACGAGCGUUCAUUCCAUCAUUAUUAUUUUCUAUCCUUGCAAUUUUUUAUUAUAAU
Molecule: messenger RNA, 2818 nt
Organism: Hyalella azteca
Lineage: Eukaryota; Metazoa; Arthropoda; Malacostraca; Amphipoda; Hyalellidae
Product: histidine-rich glycoprotein-like
Exons: 2
Coding region: 335-1390 (351 amino acids)
Source: RefSeq, a predicted model, not a curated record